CCAAUGUAAUGUUAUAACAUUCCAAUUGCUAUCUAAGCUUCUAAUGGUCUGUACAUCUCCAUAAGUGAAGGGAUUGGCAAAAUAUUCUCAAAUCUGAAAAAAGGGUGUUUGCAGGCAUCCUCUGGAGGUUGUGUACGCACAAGAACAUUUUCAUGCCAGUCUAAAGUUUUGCCAAUCUCAAAUUGUGGAUCGAUUUUCAUGAUUAAUCCGUGGGAUCAAAUUUGUAUGAGCAAAAAUUCUAAAAAUGAGGCCUCAGGCCUGGUUAGUAUUAUCCUAAAUGCGUUAUUGUGAAUACUGCCACAUAUAAGUGCAAUAUUUCUCUUACACUCCCCCACCCUUACUCCCCGGCCACAUACAGACACACACACACACGCACGCACGCACGCACACGCACACACGCAAACACACUUUAAAUCAUAGAAUAAAUAUUUCCCCUUCUGUAGCAACAGAACAUUCUUCAGAUCUUUGGAAGGCAAGUACAGAAUACAGUAUAAACAAGUUUCAUGUACACAUCAAUGUUUCUGUUGAGGAAUGGCGUGGUUUAAGCAGCUGACACGUCCUCUGCAGUACAGCAGAGCUUCCCUGAAUAGAAGGAACAGAAGUGCAAGGCAUUGCUCUUCGGGGCUGCGUGAUCCUUCAUCACCGGUACCAAAAUCCAGUCGAAUUUUCAGGGAAUUCUCUACUCACAAGGAGCAUGGAGGCAGUGUCCAUGGUAACAACUCAGGCCCAAACCAUCAACAUCACAGAUGACAACUCAACAGCCUGGAGUCUUGUUCACACCAUAGUGCCACCGUACAUCUUCAUUGUGUGUGUGACAGGAAUAUUAGGAAAUGCCUUUGUCCUGCUAGUCUUUGCACUGCACAAAGCUCACUGGACGGUGCCAGAGAUUUACCUUGGUAAUCUGGCUCUAGCUGACCUCAUGCUUCUGGCCAGCCUACCUUUCUGGGCUAUGAACAUCUUGAACCGAUUCAACUGGCUAUAUGGGGAUUUUCUGUGCAAGGCAGUUAAUAUGUCCAUCACUGUCAAUAUGUACACCAGCAUCUACCUGCUGAUGAUGGUCACAGUUGACCGCUACUUGGCAAUUGUUCGAACCUUGACCGCGAGAUGGAUGAGGAGGACUCGCUACGCCAAAGUGAUCUGCCUUGUUUUAUGGCUGUUUGGGUUUGCCAUGACGACGCCCAUGGUCAUUCAUAGGAGUGUGAAAUAUGUUCCGGAGUUCCAAACAGUGGCCUGCUUAAUUAAUUAUCCCAGAGAAUCGUGGAAACUUGCCAACCACAUUUUAAUGAAUCUCAUAGGACUUUUGCUGCCUUCAACCAUUAUAGUUUUCUGCAACUGUAAGAUUGUGAUAGCCCUGAAAGGGAGGAAAGAACAUGUCUUUGCUCAGGACAGGAAUGACACCAAGGCUAUCAAACUGAUUUAUGCAGUCUUGUUGCUGUUCUUCAUAUGCUGGUGUCCUUUCCACCUUUUCACCUUCCUUGAUCUGUUGUGUGAUCUUCACAUAUUGGACAUUGACUCAUGGUAUCACGCCCUUGACAUUGGGAACCAAUUUUCAACUUACCUAGCUUUUCUGAACAGCUGCCUGAACCCGGUGCUCUAUGUUUUCACUGGCCAGUAUUUCAGAAAGAUGAUAGCGGAUAUCUGCAGAAGAAAAAAGGCUCGCAGCCAUUCACACGACUUGGCUCAGCAGCGUUCAGUCGUAUCAACAUACCUCCUGCGCAUUGAUCAAUUAAGCCCUGCUUUGUUUUCCGCAAACAAAUAAAAAUCUAAUCCGCAUGUACAAGAAAACAAAGCAGUUACACAGGGCCAUGUAAUAAACACAAUAGUUACCGAGGAAAUUAAGAAGAUGAAAAAAUUAUUGAUCAACUGGAACAAAAAAUAUAACAAAAACAAACUGAAUAUUUACACUCCCCAGAUUACAUUUGUGCACUGUUUAGGUUAAAUGUAUCUUUUCCAGGCCUCAAGUGAAGCGAAGGAUUGCAGAUUCCAGCUCUGUGUAUUCUGUGUUGAUAAAUUUCAGAGGGAUCCCUUCCUGGCACUGUUUCUUCCAUUUAAAGGCCUGAAAUAAU
This is a messenger RNA of Anguilla rostrata (American eel), 2066 nucleotides long. RefSeq names its product bradykinin receptor B1 (gene bdkrb1). The transcript has 2 exons. Gene Ontology annotation, molecular function: bradykinin receptor activity; C-C chemokine binding; C-C chemokine receptor activity. Lineage: Eukaryota; Metazoa; Chordata; Actinopteri; Anguilliformes; Anguillidae. The record is from RefSeq and is a predicted model, not a curated record. Bases 695 to 1759 code for a protein of 354 amino acids. Gene Ontology annotation, cellular component: membrane; external side of plasma membrane. Gene Ontology annotation, biological process: inflammatory response; G protein-coupled receptor signaling pathway; cell chemotaxis.